AUGCCGCAAAUGCCCAAUAACAAAUCCUCAUCCAUCAAUGAAAAACUGAUCAUCACCAUUCCCUUAGGCUAUACGUUUUUCAUCAAACCUUCUGAGACCAUUUUCGAAGCCUUGAUUCAGUCUGAUUGGCAGUCCAAGGGACCUGAGGCAGUCUCUACAAUUCCCACAAUUCAGAAUCAGUUGUUUCAGCAGUUAUCCCCAAAGGCUUUGAUAUUCGAUAAUCUUCCACCUCUCCGUCAAGUGGUUACUUCUGUCAACGAGAACUACGCUCAGUACGGAAUCAUAACCAUCUUAAAUGAGUUCAGAAUAUCAGAUUUGAAGUUGACCGCCUCCAUUAUUGGUAGCUGUUCUGUUCAGAAACAGAUUCACGAUAUCAGACUAAUGAUAUUGAAAUCCUUUAGUCCCAUUAUCAAGGUUAAUAUUGAUGUCAGUGCUUCCGGUAAACAUCGUCGUUGCUUUAAAAAUUCUGACAACUCAGAAAUAACCACCGAAUUUGCUGACUAUCUAAGAGAAGUAUCUCUUUUCACUGGAACUUCUAUUUAUGUCAUCAAAUCGGAUGAUGCUUCUUCCGGAAACUGUCAAAUCUCAAUCGUCGGUAGUAGAGAUCAGGUGAAGAGCUCAGAAAAUAAGAUCAGACUAAAAAUGGAUGAUCUAAACCCUCUACUGUUCUCUGACUUCUUAGAGUUAACUUCUCUAUCUCUAUUACCUCUUAUUUCCGGGCCAGAAUUGGCCAGCAUGAAGCGGAUUAUCCAGCAGACACAUUGCAGCAUAUAUCUUCCAAAUCUGCUACCAAAUUUAUAUUAUGCCAAACAGGAAACCAAUUCUCCACCAAGAAUUUAUAUCACGGGCCUUAGAGCUCUGGUGUUACAGGCCAAGAAUGCCAUUGCAGCAAUCAUUAGUAAAACUAGUACGAAUCCUUUUAUGAAGCAGCUUGCUGUCAUGCCUCUCAAAAGGGAAAUGCUAAUCCUCCAAAGAGCCAAGGAGAUAAAAUCAGGUGAGUCCUUAUCUGCUGAUAAUUCUUCUGCUUUCGAUCAGUUGAUGUACUCAACCGGAUGCUAUAUAGAGAUAUCACCAUUAGGAUACGGAAAGGAGAGCACAACAAGCGAUAUUGUGACUUUCCAGGGAAAUUCCAUUGAAGAUGUCGACUCUGCCAUCGAUCGUUUUGUCGAAAUGUUGUCUGGAUUGUAUUCUGCCAAAUCAGAAUUUAUCAUCAGCAACGACAUGCGUAACGGCGAGAAACAGAUGGAUAUCAACAGAUUUCUUAAUUUCUGUGAUACGCUUGCCUCUAAUUCCGAUGUUGCCGUAUCUUGCUCCAAAUAUGGGUCCAGCUAUGUAGUUCAGACGUUGGGUAGUCCACAGAGUACAAGACUAGCAACAAAUUACUCGUCACAGUUAGGACCAUAUUUCAAUGAAGAGAUUAAAAAGACUUCAGUUCAAUUCCAAAUCGAGUUACCCAAUCAGGAAAGAGACUUCAUUGCAGGUAAAAAGAACGGAAAGCUAGUAAAAAUUGCCAACACUUCGUCUGUUUCGGUACAAUUACUUCCAUUUACUGAUCAUAACUUCCUGGUUGAACUGUCGGGAGAAACACUUGGAGAUGCCGUUUUGGGACUAGAGUUAUUGGAAGAAGAAAUGCCUAAAUCAAUCACGUUCAAUGUUCCGGAAUCGUUCCAUCGCCAGAUCAUUGGUGUCGGAGGGCAGACGGUUCAGACAAUUAUGAGGAAGUACAACGUGUUCAUCAAGUUCUCAAACUCGUUUGAAAUGGGAGAUAAGCCGUUGGACAGGCAACACGCUGGUCAAGCUGCCAACUUCAGACAGGGAUUCAUUAGAAAGAAGAACGUCAUAAUCAAAUGUCCUGCUAAAAACAGAACUCAAAUUCCCUUGGCUCGACUAGAACUUGAGAGAUUGGUAGAAAAGGUUGCACAUAACAACUAUAAGUGCUGCGUGGUGUCAUUUAACUCAUCUCAAUGGGUUUUACUGACAGGAGAGAAGUUGAAUGACCUGUUCAAUAAGAACAAAAAGAAACCUACCAACUUCAUCACAGAGUUGGAAAAACAUACCAACACCUACAUCAAGUUUCCAGGACCAGACUGUGAGCGUCCAACUGCAAAGUCUGUCAUAGUAAGCAUCUAUGGCUCGGAGAGUAGUCCUCGAAUUGCUUGUAAUGAGCUCAAGAAAUUGCUACCUUACUGCUAUGAAGUGAGAUUACGCAAAUCAGUCAAAUUUGAUAGACUAGAGGCUGUCACAAGCAAUGUGGCCGAACUAGUUGAUGGUUCUCGUCCAUUGGAUAAGGUCCAACAGGAGUUUCUCAAUAAUGUGGUGGUACCAUUUCGGAUGCUAUUCAGUUCGGAGCUUUUCCUUAUGAGCAGUAAAGAUGAACAGUACGAUUCCAUCUUUAUCAACUACUAUCCAAUGACAUUUGGCUACCAAUUUACCAGUAUGAGAGCUGAAAGAUUGUCUACUGAAGGCCAGAGUCAGAUUAUACAAUCCGACAGUUUCCAGCAGCUGCUUUCAUCCUUGAAACAGUUCCUCAAAGACUGUCGCUUUGAAAUCAUAGAGGAACAGAUUAAACAGGUCAACUUGAUCUUUGAAUCACACGAGAGACAAGGAAAGGAAAACCUUUCCAAAGAUUUGCAGGGAAAGCAACCUCAUUUGCAGCAGAAGCAGCAUAACAGACACGGCAACCAAGACCGCAACGCACGCAAUCAGCCAAACGACAAUAUUGGCAGAACUGAGGACGUUUCCAGUCCCCUAGGUCUAGCUAGUCUGUCCAUGCCGAACGGUGCAUACGGUGGUGCGGCCACGUACCAUUAUCAGACCAAUAUGAUGGAUGGUAACCCAUACCUUCAGCAAGGUCCUAUUCAACCGCAACAACCACAGGAUAACGCAGGAGCCUUCAAGUAUCCCAGAUAUCGGAACGCCAACUGGGAGUGA
This is a messenger RNA of Brettanomyces nanus, 2931 nucleotides long. RefSeq lists its product as uncharacterized. Lineage: Eukaryota; Fungi; Ascomycota; Pichiomycetes; Pichiales; Pichiaceae. Gene Ontology annotation, molecular function: RNA binding. The coding region runs from base 1 to 2931 and encodes 976 amino acids. The transcript has a single exon. The record is from RefSeq and is a predicted model, not a curated record.